UUUGAUAUGAUAGGGGUUGUUAAGACCAUCCUUCCUGCUCCAAAGCCCAAGCUUCUCCAUUGAAGCCAAAGUACUCUGUUACAAAACAGUUUGUUGAAUCGGAGUCAGCUCGACAUGAAGGUAAUUGUGACCGGCGCCUCCGGUUACUUAGGAGGAAGACUAUGCCACAAGCUACUGGAACGGGGCCACUCCGUUCGGGCCUUGGUCCGGCCCACCAGCGACCUCUCCUCCCUUCCUCCACCCUCCUCCGGUUCCCUUGAACUCGUUUACGGCGACGUCACUGACUACCACUCCCUCCUCUCCGCCUUCUCCGGCUGCCACGUCGUUUUCCACGCCGCCGCCUUAGUCGAGCCCUGGCUUCCCGAUCCCUCCGACUUCUUCUCCGUCAACGUUGGGGGAUUGAAGAACGUGCUGAGAGCAAUCAGGGAGACGAAUACCGUAGAGAAACUCAUCUACACGUCGUCGUUUUUCGCUCUCGGACCCACCGACGGCGACGUCGCCGACGAGACUCAGUUCCAUCACGAGAAAUUCUUCUGCACGGAGUACGAGAAAUCCAAAGCGGCCGCCGAUAAGAUCGCGUUACAAGCUGCGCAGCCAGAGGGUUUGCCGGUGCUGUUACUUUAUCCCGGAGUAAUUUACGGUCCCGGGAAACUCACCGCCGGCAAUGUGGUUGCUCGGAUGAUCAUCGAAAGGUUUAAUGGACGAUUGCCUGGGUAUAUAGGCGCCGGGACUGAUAGGUAUUCCUUUAGCCAUGUCGAUGAUGUGGUAGAUGGCCACAUUGGAGCUAUGAAUAAAGGGAGAAUUGGGGAGAGAUAUCUGCUUACUGGCGAAAACGCAUCGUUUAAGCAUGUGUUUGAUGUAGCUGCUGUACUGACUCAUACGCAGAGGCCUAAGUUUAACAUCCCAUUGUGGUUGAUUGAGGUCUAUGGAUGGGUGUCGAUUCUCGGCUCUCGGAUUACAGGGAAGCUUCCUCUGAUCAGCCCGCCGACUGUUUAUGUUCUAAGGCAUCAAUGGGCGUAUUCGUGUGAGAAGGCCAAGCAGGAGCUGGAUUAUAGUCCUAGAAGCUUGAAGGAAGGAUUAGAGGAGGUGCUGCCCUGGCUCAAGAAUUUGGGUUUGAUCAAAUACUAAUCACAAAGACUUUGAUGAGCAGUGCUGCUGCUUCUGUGUCUUGUAAAUCACUGUAUUUGUAUCAAUGUGCAAAUUUCCUUUAAUUCAUACUUGGAACAAAAAUAAUCAAUCUACCUUUGCUCUCGUA
This is a messenger RNA of Rosa rugosa (rugosa rose), 1255 nucleotides long. RefSeq lists its product as uncharacterized. The record is from RefSeq and is a predicted model, not a curated record. NCBI's taxonomy places the organism in Eukaryota, Viridiplantae, Streptophyta, Magnoliopsida, Rosales, Rosaceae. The coding region runs from base 115 to 1128 and encodes 337 amino acids. The transcript has 4 exons.